AUGAGCUUCAUCGCUUCCAGAAACGCUCUCAGAGCUCAGCUCAAACCAUCUUUCGCUAGAACUUUCGCUUCUACCCCCUCAGCUUUCGCUCCCAGUCUCAAAGAGCGAUUGACCGAAUUGAUCCCAAAGGAAAUCGAGAAUGUUAAAGCUGUCAGAGCCGCUCACGGUAACAAGAGUUUCGGUGAGGUUACCGUCGACCAAGCUUACGGUGGUAUGAGAGGUAUCAAGGGUUUGAUCUGGGAAGGAUCCGUACUUGAUGCUGAAGAAGGUAUCCGAUUCAGAGGACUUACCAUCCCUGAAGUUCAACAAAAGCUUCCUACCGCUCCAGGUGGUACUGAACCCCUUCCUGAAGGUCUCUUUUGGCUUUUGGUCACCGGUGAAGUCCCAACUGAAGAACAAGUCAAGGGACUCUCUCAAGAAUGGGCUGCCAGAGCUGAACUUCCUAAAUUCGUUGAGGAGCUCAUCGACCGAUGCCCUAACACCCUUCACCCAAUGACCCAAUUCUCCAUCGCCGUCAACGCUCUUAACCACGACUCCGCUUUCGCCAAAGCUUACUCUAACGGUGUCCACAAGAGAGAAUACUGGAAGACCACUUUCGAUGACUCUAUGGACCUCAUUGCCAAACUCCCCAACAUCGCCGGUCGAAUCUUCAGAAACGUCUACGGUGAUGGUAAACUCCCAGCCAUCGACCAAAACCUCGAUUACUCUGCCAACUUGUCCAACUUGCUUGGUUUCGGUGAGAACAAGGAUUUCGUCGAUCUCAUGAGAUUGUACAUCACCAUCCACUCUGAUCACGAAGGUGGUAACGUUUCUGCCCACACUGGUCACUUGGUCGGUUCAGCCCUCUCUGAUCCUUUCCUCUCAUUCGCUGCUUCCCUUAACGGUCUUGCCGGUCCUCUCCACGGUCUCGCCAACCAAGAAGUACUCCGAUGGGUCCAAAAGAUGCAAGCUGCCAUCGGUAAAGAGCCAACCGACGAACAGGUCGCUGAAUACGUUUGGUCAACUCUUAAAUCUGGACAAGUCGUUCCAGGUUACGGUCACGCCGUUUUGAGAAAGACCGACCCUCGAUACACUGCUCAAAGAGAAUUCGCUCUUAAACACCUCCCCAACGACCCAGGAUUCAAACUUGUUGGUCAAAUCUACAAAAUUGUUCCUAACAUCUUACUCGAAGCUGGUAAAGCCAAGAACCCAUGGCCUAAUGUCGAUGCUCACUCUGGUGUACUCUUGACUUACUACGGUCUUCACCAACAAGAUUUCUACACUGUCUUGUUCGGUGUCUCAAGAGCUUUCGGUGUCGUUUCUCAAUUGAUCUGGGACAGAGCUCUUGGUAUGCCCCUCGAAAGACCCAAGUCAUACUCCACUGAAGCUAUCAAGAAGAUGUUCGAAGGUAAAUAA
Molecule: messenger RNA, 1395 nt
Organism: Kwoniella botswanensis
Lineage: Eukaryota; Fungi; Basidiomycota; Tremellomycetes; Tremellales; Cryptococcaceae
Product: citrate synthase, mitochondrial
Exons: 8
Coding region: 1-1395 (464 amino acids)
Biological process (GO): carbohydrate metabolic process; citrate metabolic process; tricarboxylic acid cycle
Cellular component (GO): mitochondrial matrix
Source: RefSeq, a predicted model, not a curated record